CGGUCCCGGGAGCGGGUGUUCCGAGUCCCGGGAGCCCGCGCCGGCAACCCCGCCUGCCAGGCACCCUACCGCCUCCGAAGCGGCUGCAGGCGCCCGGCGCGCAGGCUGGGGGCGCUGUGGCCUCGGCGCGGGGACUGAGCUUGCGAGCGGGACCCGCCUCCUUCCCCUCCCCGCCCGCCCCCCACGCGUCGUGUCGCCGGAAAGCCGGGAGGAGACAGAGCUCCCAGGCUCCACAGUGCUCGGCCCGCAGUCCUCCUAUCGUGCGGAGCAGAGCCGGGUGGCGACGCCGGAGCACAGACCGCGACCCUCCCCGGCCGCCUUUGUCUGGGAGCCAAGCGGCCUGGAACCGCGGCUUUCGGUGGCCGGGGACGCGCCCGCAGCGGUCGGUGACAGCUCCUCCCUCCCGGAGGGCUCCGGGACGGAGGGGCGGUUGCGCCGGGCCCUGCUCGCCCGCGCCUGCACAGCCAAGAGCUCGGACCGAUGCCCCCACAGCAGGGGGACCCCGCAUUCCCCGGCCGCUGCGAGGCGCCGCCUGUGCCGCCCCGCCGGGAGCGCGGGGCGCGUGGGGGGCGCGGGCCCGGGGCGCCUGGGGGCCGGGGGCGCGCGGGCGGCGCGGAAGGGCGCGGCAUCAAGUGCGUGCUGGUCGGCGACGGCGCGGUGGGCAAGACGAGCCUGGUGGUGAGCUACACCACCAACGGCUACCCCACCGAGUACAUCCCCACCGCCUUCGACAACUUCUCGGCUGUGGUGUCUGUGGAUGGGCGGCCGGUGAGACUCCAGCUCUGUGACACUGCAGGACAGGAUGAGUUUGACAGACUCAGGCCCCUCUGCUACACCAACACGGACAUCUUCCUGCUGUGCUUCAGUGUGGUCAGCCCCUCCUCCUUCCAGAACGUCACGGAGAAAUGGGUGCCCGAGAUCCGGCGCCACUGCCCCAAAGCCCCCAUCAUCCUCGUUGGAACUCAGUCGGAUCUCAGAGAAGAUGUCAAAGUCCUCAUCGAGUUGGACAAGUGCAAAGAGAAACCCGUGCCCGAAGAAGCGGCAAAGUUGUGUGCGGACGAGAUCAAAGCCGCCUCCUACAUUGAGUGUUCGGCCUUGACUCAGAAGAACCUCAAAGAGGUCUUUGACGCGGCCAUCGUCGCUGGCAUUCAGUACUCGGACACACAGCAACAGCCGAAGAAGUCCAAAAGCAGGACUCCAGACAAAAUGAAAAACCUCUCCAAGUCCUGGUGGAAGAAGUAUUGCUGUUUCGUAUGAUGUGGGCAGGGGACCCAGAAAGACAUUUCAGGUGAAAUCGAUAUUAGGAGCUAUAUUAGCUUCCAGGACUCCUCUUACGGUGCACAGCCUGUUUAGAGAACCUGUGUGGUGUCCCGGGGGGGGGGGGCCUCUCCAUGUGUGUAUCCUUUCUUGCCUUUGAUUUUUCUUGUUGUUUGUCUGAGCUUAGGAAUGAGACUCUUAUGCAGCGUAUUUUCGAAGUACCUUAAGCGUUUUUCAUAACGUUGGAAAUUAGCGCUCUAGACCUUUGGAUUUGAUUUAUACCUAAUAGGAGAAAGACACCUCAAAUGUGAGUGUGAAGAAUGAAAUUUUGCCACAUGUUCCCAUACAGAAUGCCGUGGUCUAGUUAACUGGUUCUUGAUCAAGGGCCAGCUAUUGGGAAAACCACUCUUUGCUUUGAAACUCCAUACUUUUUAUUCUCUCUUUUUUUAAGGAACAAAAAUCAGAAAAAAUGAGAGACCUCUGCCUAUGAAACCUCAAACCAGUCACUAUGUUAAUAUUCAGUUGCUGAAGGAUUUGAAAAUAACCAACACAACCUACCCACUAACUCUAUAGCACUGUGUAGACCAAAAAGACAACAUUGUUUAGUGGGAUUUUUCCAUUCUGAGACCAUUUCUGUUGAUGCUGUACAAACGUAGCCUGCACCUUAUGUGGACUAAAGCCAAGUGGCAGCCAGUAGCAGAUACGUUUUCUUUAGGGAGUGAUUCAUCUCGAAAUCGAAAUUGAUGUUAGCAGUUAGUCCACACGCACCAAAUUGCCCGAGCAUUAGGGAGCACCUGUCGAAUUGUUUCCAAACUUCCAUACUUAAGCUGUCCCUCCUGCAGGGGCGUGACCACUCUGGAAAAGCCUGCAGCUAAUGUGUGUGGGACACAGACGCACCUUUUCUUUAAGUAGCCCAAAGGUACUUGUACACAUGCGCGCACAUGCACACAUAUGGCUGUGUUUGCUGCCGAGUCAGACGUUCGAACAGUGAACGGGGAAAGGCCUGGCCAUAAACGCAGACCGAGGGGCCUGCGGCUUCCUCUUUCGGUCGACAUGUUUUGGAACAGAUUUCUUUUUGAUCAUACCCCGUGACUUUCGGGGUAUCCAAGCACAUUUUUGAGACCAUCUUAAGACAAAACACGAACAUCUCUCAGAACCUAUUUAAAAUUUGUUAAAACAGCCAGUUAAACCCACAGUCUGUCGCAGCAGGUCAGAGGGGUCAAAAGGGUCAGGGCGUCUGCCGAGGCCCCCAAGCGGGGUAUGUGCUGGGCCACAGUUCCCGCACUAUGCUCUGUCCUCACUGGGAGGCGGCCAGAAAACCACCUACUUGUGAAACAUCCGUAUUCUUCAAGGUGGCAGUUUUUAGGGCUUAAUCUUCUGGACGAUGGAAUUGCCACACCACAGGUGUACUUCUGAGAUACCAAAAGGUAGCCUGACCCAUUGAAUCGUAAUCCCAGAUGUGCAGUGGGUGAAGCAGACGUACCAAAACCAACCUAGUGGCAAAUCUCCGUGGAGGCAGCAGACAAGGGUUUUAUCUGUGGGCCUUGUGUUGUGUUUUAUGUUUUAAAAAAAGCCAAUUCGUGUUUUUCCAUAGAAAAAAGUAAAAGAUUAGGUUACGCUUUUAGGCUAGGGGCUUCUUUUAUUUCUGUUAGUAAAUAAAAUUAACUAAUUUCUUUGUUUAAAAAUGCAAAUACGUAGACUGCUCAUUCUUCUUUAUCCUUCAGUACAUUGACAGUAUCCAUAAUCUAAAGCAUUUAGUUAUAACCCGAGUGAAUAAAAUGUCCAUAUUUGUGGACGUGCCCCAAAAGGACCUGAGGAGAAGCGUUCUGAGCUUGUGUGCCUGGCUCCCCCAUCUGUAGGAGGCUGUGGCUGCCCCAGUGUGCAGAGGUAGUUACUUGACUGACAAGUCAUUUUAAACAGGAUUUUAUAUUUAAGCAAAUGUCAAGGAGUCCAAAGCAAAUUAAUUUCGAAGACAGAACACGAAACUUGUAUGCAAAUGAUAGCGUGCAGAAGGCCUCCCUUGGUCCCCCUGGGCGGGGCUUUGGCGACUUCUGCCUUUCGGGGGCCCUGGUGGGAAGUGGUUACUGAACAACGCCUGUGUGGCCCGGUUCUGAGGGCUUCCCAGGGGGUUAUUUUUAAUCCGGCUUGAGACGACCUGUGCACCCCGGGGACUGGCAUUUAAACGCAACAGUUUUCAAUACGUUGCAGCAGUUUAGGGAAUACUAAAGGUACAGUUGAUCAUCUCAAGGGUUUCCACCAUUCUUAUUUCUCCGUGAAAAAAGGAGAUGUGGGUGGAAAGCUUUGGAAAAUAUGUGCUUGUGUUAAAUAUAGAGCUGCUACCCUUCAAAGCACACACGUUGAACCCGAAGCUUCAUGUCCCAGAGAAGAUUUUAGUAGAGUUGUGCUUCGGAAAAUGCCACUUUUUUUUUUUUUUUUUAUUGAUUAUGCCAUUACAGUUGUCCUAUUUCCCCCCUUCAUUCCCUUCCACCCUGCACCCCCCACCCCCACCAUCCCCCUUUUAGUUUAUGACCAUGUGUCUCAAGUUCUUUAGAUUCUAUAUUUCCCAUACUAUUCUUACCCUCCCCCUAUCUAUUUUCUAUCUACUGUCUAUGCUACUUAUUUUCUGUACCUUCUCCCCCCUUCUCCUCCUCUCACCCCCCUGUUGCUAACCCUCCAUGUGAUCUUCAUUUCUAUGGUUCUGCUCCUGAUCUAGCUGUCCUCUUAGUUUGCUUUUGUUUUAAGUGUGGUUCUUAGUAACUGUGAGUUUGCUGUCCUUUCACUGUUCAUCUUUUUUAUCUUCUUUUUCUUAGGUAAGUCCCUUUAACAUUUCAUAUAAUAAGGGCUUGGUGAUGAUGAACUCCUUGAACUUGAUCUUAAUUGAGAAGCACUUUAUCUGCCCUUCCAUUCUAAAUGAAAGUUUUGCUGGAUAGAGUAAUCUUGGUUAUAGGUCUUUGGAUUCUUUGGCUCACCUCCUCCAGUGUAGGCUGUCUAAGGUUUAAAAAUACAAUAUAUUCCAAAACUGUCCCCGUGUAUGGUGGACACAAACCUUUGGGACAUUCUCUAGGCUUCACAGACAAGAGGAACCCCCCAGGUCUUGUAUACGAGGGCAAGUCUUCUUCCCAACCUGUCGUCACCUGGUGCCUUACCAAGCUGUCCUUUCACCUUUCAAGUGUAAUGACAGUGAGCAGAGCGUUGUCCUUGCAGAUGCUGUACAUGAACUGGUGUGAAAGAAAUGCUGACCUGUGGCUAGACCUGCAGGUGCCUUUCCUCCAAAAGAGUUUCCCUGGAGGGGAAUAAAAGUUCAGCCACACAGAGAAGCGGGCUGGCCGAGAAGUAUCAGGCAUGACCCCCUGGGGCAUUUGGGGAAUACAGCCCCAACCAGCAUUCAACGCUUAUUCGGUAUGGGGUUUUGAGAAUUCAGGGGUCACAGCCUGAUGUAAGAACUCUCUGGCCCUUCAUCUGUGGUGGGUGGUGGGCUGGUGUCCCAGUGAGAUGAAGGAGUGCUGUUCCUGGAGCCAGGAGCCCAGACUUGGAGGAGCACUCAGUGUGGGAUGAGGUGGAGCUAUUGGUAGGUCUGAGCCUCCGUUGCCUUGUGUGUAAACAGUAAUGCACAGGUAAACAUCUGUAUAUGCAGGUAAAUGUCCAAGAUUUCCACCACCUGUGGAGGGGAUUAGAGGUCAAAGGCACCACGAGCCCCCCAUCUUUACAGUGAAGAGCAGCAGGGCACAGGCUGCGCCAUCGCCAGUGACACUGGGAGACGCCCUCAUGUUGCAUGUGUAUUUGUUCUCAAGUUCUCGUGGUCAGUCUUGUCACCCAGAUGCGGCCCUAUAUAUACCACCGGCUGCAGGGAAUGUGGCCCCAGGGACAGGACCAUUCUGAGGGGCCAGCGUCAGCCUGUUUCCACCCUCCAGCCUCACGGGGGUGGCCCGUGCUCCUGGUCAUCUUAGUAAAGGAUGGGUCCGCCCACUCUGCUCCCCCCAGUGCCUCUGAGGCCAGGCUACAACUUUCAUAUCCAAUGCAAAUGUGAGCACUGCCAUACUGUGCAGGGAGCAACCACAGCCCACCUGCUCCUGCCCCGAAGUGUGAAAAGCCAGCUUGCCCUUCCCGGCCUCCUCCGGGCAGCCUGGUUCCAGCCCAGGGGCACCGGGAAGUUUCUUCUCACCCAGCCCCAAUCCCACCUCUCAUGCCCCGGACAGGCCUUCCCAGGACACACUGACAGAGGGCCCUGUCCAGCCACAGGAGGUCUCAGAGGGCUUCAUGGGGGUGUGUAGAUGACCUGAAGGAGGUGAGGGAAUAAGAAGUAUGUGGAAGAAAGUUUUCUGAUAGGAAUAGUAGGUGCAAAGGUCCUGAGGCAGAAAAAUGUCUGACGUGUCCUGGAAGCCAGUGUGGACAGGACAGGACUGCAGGGCAGGGAGCAGGAGAUGGAAUCAGGGAGGGGAUGAUACCAGGGAGGCAAUGAUGUUGG
Messenger RNA from Artibeus jamaicensis (Jamaican fruit-eating bat), 5722 nucleotides. It is a transcript of the gene RHOU, whose product is annotated as ras homolog family member U. Bases 481 to 1257 code for a protein of 258 amino acids. Gene Ontology annotation, biological process: small GTPase-mediated signal transduction. The transcript has 3 exons. Lineage: Eukaryota; Metazoa; Chordata; Mammalia; Chiroptera; Phyllostomidae. The record is from RefSeq and is a predicted model, not a curated record. Gene Ontology annotation, molecular function: GTP binding; GTPase activity.